AUGGCGGACAACGACGCUGAAGAGCGUUUUGAAGAGGACCAGGAGAUUUGGAACGCAAAUAGCCUAUUUCGCCAAGCUGUAGAAAACAUCCUGUCAGUUACGCAUGCAUAUCGAACCCUCACGGAUAUUGAUGGUUUUACCAAAAGGUACAUCGCCGUGAUUGCCAAGGAAUUUUAUACAUGUCCCCCAGUGUCUGUGAGUCAGCAGUUUUACCUUGGCAACCACAUCAUAUUUAAUCUACUAGAGCUUUCUGAUAAACUGGACAAUGAUUGUCAACAGUAUAGAGCACUUAUACCGGAACUGGUUGAUUAUAUUGAAAAGCUAAUACUGCAUGAAGGGUAUGAAAUCCUCUUGCCUGAAUCAAGUAAAACUUACCUAUGUGACCUAUAUAUGAAGGCUGAUAAAACGUAUCAUAGUAUUGUUGGGGACAGAUUUAAAGUAUGUGCUGACCUGGUGAUGUCUGCCUGGACUAAUCCUGCGCUUGUUAAAAUAGUCUCUGGAAUACCGGUUAUGGAGGAAGAAGCAUUCGGAUUUGUGUCUCAAGAAGGACCGCGACUAAUGUCACAAAGAAUUAAAAUGUUGACUGCCAAUGACCUCAUUGAGGAAGCCCUUCAUCUUGCCAAAUGCUGCGCUGAUCAUCCUAAACUAGGAAAGGAUGGUAUAUUUUUUCGAAUGGCCGUUUACCUUAUGUGUAAACAGCAGUAUUGGCAGUCUGUGAAACAUGAGUUGGACAGCAAAUCGUGCUGCGAAAUUUUGGAUUUGGUGAAGAUUUUUCGAAAUGUAGAUCUUAGUGGUGCUGCCGUACAUAUUAGCACACUAGCUCUCUUGAUGUACUGGGAACGAAAAAAACCCUGUGACUGUGUUCAAGAUCUGUCAACAGUGUGGUUUGACGCUCAGAUAAACCACUGCAAGGAGGACCACACAGAAAUAAAAGACCGCGUGUCCUGUCUCAUCGAGAUCUGCAAAACCUAUAAGAAAAGCGUAGUGUGUGAUUUUCUUCUAAAAGAGGUGACGGAAGUUGUUGCUGAACUGUGUCUUAGCACAGUUAGGGAACUCAAUGUUCGAGACAGUCAAAUGAACCGAUGGCAGAAGAGGAGAAGCAACCAAGACGUUAUCAAGAUUCUCAACACGUUGUUUCAACAGAUAGAUUUGGAUCUAUUUAAGGAUAGCGCUAUGACGUACUACAUGCUUCAUCCAGAAAUGGAAUCAUUUAAUUGGUUGAAACAGAUUUAUAGUACUUCUGCGGAAGAGCUGGGUCUUUCUGAUGAGCAAGCUAUCUGGCCUGUGCUGCCAUCCACAAUGCGAGCUAAGUUAGUGCACUGCUUUAGGAAUUUGAGACCCAUCACUGUCAGUCCGUACAACAUGUGGGAUAAAGAUAUAGAAAAACAGCUACUGUCACUGUUGGAUAUUCAGGGAACUCAGAUCAGUCAAGGAAAUAAAUCUAAACCGAAAACCGUGAAAGGUAAAAACAGUUCAAGGGGUAGAAAGUCCAAGGGUGAACCUAGCGGAUGUCAGAGGACCAUGCUGCUUCAAGGAAGCUACGAGAAGAAUAAGUCACGUAAAUCUGGUUUGCCCAAUGGCUCUACAAGUAGUGGCAGAUCUUCUGUUGAUGCAGAUGUUGUAGUCCAUGAUGCGAAGUCUUCUGAUGAUGAAACAAUCUGUGACUAUGACUAUGCACCAAGCGACAUUGUAGUUGUUGAUGGCGAUGACGAUCUUAGCAGCCAAAAUCACAGUUCUGUUACUACUGAGACUUCUGUUGCUGCUGAGAAUUCAUCUAUAUCAGAGCCAAAGACAUUUUUAAAAUCAAUAAGCAAUGCUAACUUGACAGAUUCAGGAGUUGAUAUGUUUACUCAAACGUCUAGCACUGAACAAGCUUCUCAAACAAAAUCAGACAAUCAACAAUGGCAAGAAGUUUUAACAGAUACUGAUGACAAAACCUUGCAUUGUGAAGAGAAAUUUUUAGAAAUAGAUGAUCUUGAUAAUCACUGUGAAACUCAAAAGUUGGAAUUACCUGUUCUUGCUGCUGAUGAUGUUACUGUCAAUUUGCCAGGUGAAUUGUCUGUCGAGAGAGAUCAAAUUCUUGCAGAGGUUACAAAUGAAAUUCUACAUAGUGCAUUGACCUGUUCUCGCAAAGAUGCAUCCAACAUAGAUAUGUUUCUCUCUGAUAAAACAUGUGAAGAUGGGGAGAUGGUUAUAGUUGAUAAGAAAGUCAAAGCAUCUGAAACAAACUAUGAACUUGCAGAUGCAUCUCAAUGUGAGGAAAUAUCUUCAGGGAAAGUAUGUUCAAUCUCCAACUCUUCCGUUAAAUCCAUGAAUGACACAGAAGCGCAUUUAAAUAUUCAUGACGAUACACAUCAAGACAUUACAUGUCAUGAACCAGAAUUAAAAAUUGGAAAAAAUCUUUGUAUAGUUGAUGAAGUGAAAGAAAACUCUGGCAGUAUGAUGGAAGUUGGGGAGAUAAAUGUUGUUGAUUCUGCUCAUAAUGUUAUUGAUGUGGAACACUUGCAGCCUGGGGAAUAUAAUGAUGCGUUGUCAGGGUUACAAGUUCUGAGAACUGAGAGCAAUGUUGAUGAUGUAAAUUUCAUUGUUAGUGAUGUCUGUGAAAAGGGGCAUCAAGUGUCAUUACACUCAUCAAACAUUGACAGGCAGCCUCUAGAAGCAGAACAGUCAUCGAACAAUGAUAAGAGACAUUCCAAAUAUUCUGUUGUUGCACGUACUUUUAUUGCUGAGAGCUCCUCGGACAAUGCUGGUAAUUUUCAUGCACCACGACGUCACAAGGAUGGUAAUAACAAUGUUAACAGAGGUACUCGUGUGACAGAAUCUAGUCCCGAAGAACCUAAUGUGACAAUUGCUGACAAUGACAAAAAAGAAAAAAGUUGUUCUAAACCACAAGAAACUUGCAUUGCAGAACAAGUGGAUAAUGAUUCAGGAGAGUCGAUGUGUGUGAAGGAGGAAAAUGAUGAGGAUGUCGGUUCAACAUGCAUAUGGUUAGCACGUUUGUGUCAGUCAAACAGUGAUGAUAGCGACGUUGAUGAAGUCAUUUCAGAUGACAUGAUUGAAACAGACAAUCAAACAAACUCUAGAGGUAACAUCUUUGAGAUCUUAUCCGAUGCCUCUUGUCCUGAUACGAGUGGUGGUGACAGUGAUUUGACAUCACCAAUCAACGAAGACAAACUGCAGAACAGUGAGGCAGAGGAUCAUCAUCUAUUGUGUGAAAUUGAUCUUUCAUUGGUACAUUUGAACUCGUGUCAGAGUGAGGAUGCUACCAACCAGAAUGAUUUGAUAUCAGCUCAUAGUAGCAGUAGUCCUGAAAAGCAGGAUGAGGUAUUUAAAAAUUCACAGGAAGAAAAAGAACACAAAAGCGUUACUGAUUCAUGUAGACCUAGUGAUGAGGUAGAUAUAAAAGUGAGUGAUUGUCCUAACAGAGAAGAAAUUCCUUAUUCAUGUCUUUCUGAGCAAACAUGCUCUCCGGCAAGGCUAACAGGAUGUUCAGAAGGCGAGAGCUGUUUUCUCUCUUUUGUAGAAACUGUUGUGAAAAAUAACAAAACAUUUGUGACUAAUGACACUACUGCAAGUGCAAACAGUCAAGACGAACCGAUGCCAGUACAAACAAAUUGUCCCACAAAGGUGAAAAAUAACAAAACGUCCAAGACUGAUGACAUUUCUCCAAGUGAAAACAGUCAAGACAAACUGGUGCCUGUACGAAAAAAUUGUUCCACAACGGUGAAAAAUAGCAAAACGUCUGAGACUAAUGACUCUGCUGCAAGUGCAAACAGUCAAGACAAAUCAGUACCAAUACGAAAAAAUCGUUCCAAGAGGGUGAAAAAUAGAAAGGUGCUCAAAACAAAUGAUAUAACUGCAUGUGUAAACAGUCAAGAUGAACCAAUACCAGUGCAAAAAAAUCAUUCCACAGCGGAGAAAAAUAAUAAAACACUUGUGACUAAUGAGAUUGCUACAUGUGCAAACAGUCAAGACGAACCGGGGCCAGUACAAAAAAAUUGUUCCACAACAGUGAAAAAUAGCAAAACAAGUGAGACUAAUGACUUUGCUGCAAGUGCAAAUAGUCGAGAUAAAUCGGUACCAGUACGAAAAAAUCGUUCCAAGAGGGUGAAAAAUAGAAAGGCUCUCAAGACAAAUGACAUAACUACAUGUGUAAAUAGUCAAGAUGAACCAAUACCAGUGCAAAAAAAUCAUUCCACAACAGUGAAAAAUAACAAAACACUUGUGACUAAUGAGAUUGCUACAUGUGCAAACAGUCAAGACGAACCGGUGCCAGUACAAAAAAAUUGUUCCACAACAGUGAAAAAUAGCAAAACAAGUGAGACUAAUGACUUUGCUGCAAGUGCAAAUAGUCGAGAUAAAUCGGUACCAGUACGAAAAAAUCGUUCCAAGAGGGUGAAAAAUAGAAAGGCUCUCAAGACAAAUGACACAACUACAUGUGUAAAUAGUCAAGAUGAACCAAUACCAGUGCAAAAAAAUCAUUCCACAGCGGAGAAAAAUAAUAAAACACUUGUGACUAAUGAGAUUGCUACAUGUGCAAACAGUCAAGACGAACCGAAGCCAGUAUGUAAAAAUUGUUCCACAACAGUGAAAAAUAACUUAUUAGAAAUAAAUGAUAUUGACAAAAAGCCAGAAAAUUGCCAAAAAACAAAAAAAUCAUGGGCAACAUUUCUAGAGUCUCACCAGUCAGGUGUGAGACAGUCUUCAAGGGCGAGUUCUAUUGCCCGAAAAUCUCUUGGAAGUUAUUCCACGGAAAAACGUUGUGCAAUAAUUGACACCAAAAAUGACAACCCUGAAUUAGACAUUUCAAAUAAUGACUCAACUCUAAACCAGAACACUAGUCAGAAAAGUAACAAGCGGUACAUGAAGGAAGUCGCAUCAGAAACAGCCGCACUACAACCCUCAGUUUGCGGUAACACUACAUUUGAACCACCUUGUAAAAAAAUACUUUUGGAGAAAACUGUUCUUCAUAAAACCGAUAAAGCUGACCAACCAAGCAGUGUUGUCUUGCCGAUUACAGAUGGUGAUGAAAAAUCCCUUAAUAUUGGGGACGAGGCUUGUCAACCCACAAGUAAAUUUGAGCUUCCAUUGACUCGGCAAAGAAAGGAAUUCAACCAGAACAAAGCUCAGUUAGCAAAUAACAUAACAAUAGGAGUUGAUGAAGGAAUGAAACAUCCUAAAAAAGGUACAAAAAGAAAAAAAAGGGUCAGAAAAAAUCGAUUUGCCCCGUCAAAGGCCAGAAAAAAAAAUCGAAAGAAAGUUAGUCAUACUAAAACAGAAAAAAGUCUCCCAAGUUUUCCAGAACGAAAUAGCGCACCUAAUAAAUCCCAGGUGAAGGCUUGUCGGCCAGAUGUACGCAAACGCUCUAGAGUAUCUGUUAAUUCUAAUAGUAAACGUUCCAAGACGUGCAUUCUUUCUCAUAAAGUCGAGGCAGUUGAGUGCGAAGAGGAAGAUUUAGAUAUCAAAAGAGCACACCAUAAUGGUGUGCCCUGUCCUAAUGAAAAACAACCAGAAUCAGAUGGUAACAAUGCACACAAAAAAUCAGUUCUGGUUAAAAAUAGAAAGUCUGAUGAUGAGAGCACUUCAUCUGAAUUGUGUUCACAGGCAAGGUAUACUGACACUGCCAAGAAACAAAUUAGUAAUGCAACAUCAAACAAUGUUACGCCCACUAGUAAAGACAAUUUGUCAAUUGCGUUUGGUGGAGAUGCGAAUAAGUGCAAAGUACCUGGUAUUGCAACGUACAUCAAACGUGGUAAGACCAGACAGUACAAGUGGAAGAGCAUUACACAUAUCGAGGAGGACGAAUUGGAGGGUACCAACAGUAGCAGAGACACGUCGCCGGAGAAUCCAGCUAAACCCACUAGGAGAUGCCGGAACCAAUCACAUUAG
Saccoglossus kowalevskii is the source of this 5889-nucleotide messenger RNA. Its product is annotated as dentin sialophosphoprotein-like. Lineage: Eukaryota; Metazoa; Hemichordata; Enteropneusta; Harrimaniidae. The record is from RefSeq and is a predicted model, not a curated record.